AUGUCAAAAUGUCUCGAUCCCGAUUCAUCUGGGGACAAGAGCCAGCCUCAGCCGCUGCGCCUCCCCCCGGAAGAUGGCUGGUGUUCCCUUGAGGAACUCCAGGAAGAGCUGGAGGCCGGUUCUGAGGAGGAGGCAGGAAGGUUAUUGGCUGAAGGACGCUUUCUCAACCAGUGGUCCAAAUGUGGGAUAGGGGUGUGGGAGGACGUUGCUGAGGCCGUGGACAUUAAGUCCCAGGAGGCCCUGGUGCUGAAGCAGCUGGCAGAGAAGAGGGAGCGCGUGCAGGAAGUUCUCUACAAGGCUCGCGAGGAGAACGACAUCUUCAGCAAGAAGACGGAGGAGAAGCUUAUCCAAAAGAUGGAGGUCAACAAGGAGAACCGGGAGGCCCACCUCAAUGCUCUCAAACAGCGGCUGCGUGAGAAAGAAGUACACGCCGCUGAGGUACGCAGGAACAAGGAGCGUCAGGCUGACCUCUCCGGCUGAAGAUGCCUUCCAUACUCCAGCAGCAGCUGCUGCUUCUGAAAAUCUUCUGUGUCAAAGUUUUCCUGUUGUUCAGCAUUCACCACUAUCAUCCCACAGUGCACCUUUCAGGACUCAAACUAGUAGUUAAUCAGCACCGAAUAACGUUACUCAUCUGUUUCAGUUUUGGUAAAACACACACAUUUGGAAGUGCAGAAACAUAUUCUGAUAGCAGAGUCAAGAACAGCUGAAAUAAAGUCCGAU
Messenger RNA from Morone saxatilis (striped sea-bass), 720 nucleotides. Its product is annotated as stathmin-3-like. Lineage: Eukaryota; Metazoa; Chordata; Actinopteri; Moronidae. The coding region runs from base 1 to 480 and encodes 159 amino acids. The transcript is spliced from 5 exons. The record is from RefSeq and is a predicted model, not a curated record. Gene Ontology annotation, cellular component: neuron projection; cytoplasm. Gene Ontology annotation, molecular function: tubulin binding. Gene Ontology annotation, biological process: microtubule depolymerization; regulation of microtubule polymerization or depolymerization; neuron projection development.